Messenger RNA from Cyprinus carpio (common carp), 3546 nucleotides. RefSeq names its product striatin-interacting protein 1 homolog. Gene Ontology annotation, biological process: cytoskeleton organization. The record is from RefSeq and is a predicted model, not a curated record. Gene Ontology annotation, cellular component: cytosol. NCBI's taxonomy places the organism in Eukaryota, Metazoa, Chordata, Actinopteri, Cypriniformes, Cyprinidae.
AUCCACAGCCUGACAGAUGCAGCAGCAGACCGACGACAUGGAGGUACCUUUACUUAAUGAUUCUAACAGUAACAGACAGAAGUCUCUGGCUCCAGAGAGAGAGUUCAGCCAUCAGCAGAAGGAUUCGGAGGGGUCCAUGGAGUCCCCGAACCUGGAGUUUGAAUAUGGAGACACGGACAACUUCACCGCAGAGCUCUCAGAGCUGUACAGCUACACAGAGGAACCGGAGUUCAGUCUGAACAGGGAUUACUUUGAGGAAGACUUCAAGAAUCAUGUGAAGGGCCGGAGGUGGAUGGAGUUGAGUCUGGAGGAGCAGAGGGUGUAUGUCAUGAGACUGCUGGACGCUCUGGAGGUCACCGAUCGAGACAAGAGGCUCAAAGUGGCCAGAGCCAUCCUCUAUUUGGCACAAGGUGUGUUUGAUGAGUGCGACACAGAAGCUGAUGUCCUCUACUGGUCCAGACACAACGUCUUCCUCCUCUACGACAUGGGCAUCUUCACAGCUCUGCUGGAGCUCCUCAGCAUGGAGAUAGAUAAUAACCAGGCAUGCAGCAGCGCAGUGAGAAAACCAGCCAUUUCUCUGGCAGACAGCACUGAACUCAGGGUUCUUCUGAGCAUCAUGUAUCUGAUGGUUGAGACCAUUCGAGUGGAAACAGAGGGUGACAGUCCUGAGAGGAAGGCAGCCAGAGAGGCCUUCAAGACAGAGUUGGGUUCACCCCUUUAUAACGGAGAGCCCUUUGCCCUCCUCCUCUUCACCAUGGUAACCAAGUUCUGCAGCAUGAAUGCGCCCCAUUUCCCCAUGAAGAAAGUGCUGCUCUUACUGUGGAAGACCAUACUGUUCACUCUGGGAGGUUUCGAGGAGCUGCAGGAGAUGAAGGUGAGAAUGAGAGAGCAGUUGAACCUGUCGCCGCUCCCUGAGGACAGCAUUAAGGUGGUGCGACAAAUGCGGGCGGCUUCUCCUCCAGCCUCGGCCAUGGAGCUCAUCGAGCAACAGCAACAGCAGAAGAGAGGACGCAGGAGUCGCCGGAGUGCCUUUGUUGAUAGCUUGGAAGGAGACAGUCCAUAUGCCAAGAAACAGCCACUGGUCAAACAGGACAGCCUGGACACUUACAACGAACGGGACCCUUUCAAAAACGAUGACGCGCGGGAUGAGGAAGAUGACCCAGAGGACGUGGACAGUGGCAUUGAGGGAGAGGUCGACCCUCUCGACAGAGACGUUAUUAUCCAACCGCCGCCGCCGCCACCACUGCGGCCACCAACCGAGAGAGUGUCCUUUCCCAGGGGACUGCCAUGGGCUCCCAAAGUCAGAGAGAAAGACAUCGAGCACUUUCUGGAGACCAGCAGAAAUAAAUUUAUCGGAUUCACCUUGGGGAAUGACAUUGACACAUUGGUUGGGUUACCCAGGCCCAUACAUGAGAGUGUGAAGACUUUGAAACAGCACAAGUAUGUCUCCAUAGCGGAGGUCCAGAUCAAGAGAGAGGAGGAGCUGCAGCAGUGUCCCAUGACUAUGGGGGAAGAGGAGGUGGAAGAAACACCUGCAGAGAUUCUCUAUUUGGGAAUGUUGCCUAGUCUCUCUCAGUAUGUAAUUGCUCUAUUGAAGCUGCUUCUGGCUGCAGCACCAACCUCCAAAGCAAAGACAGACUCCAUCAACAUCCUAGCUGAUGUUCUGCCGGAGGAGAUGCCAAUCACCGUCCUCCAGAGCAUGAAGCUGGGCAUUGAUGUGAACAGACACAAGGAGAUUAUCGUCAAAGCGAUUUCAGCUCUCCUGCUACUGCUGCUCAAACACUUCAAACUCAACCACAUAUACCAGUUUGAAUAUGUGGCUCAGCACCUGGUGUUUGCCAAUUGCAUCCCGCUCAUCCUCAAAUUCUUCAACCAGAACAUCAUGUCUUACAUCAGUGCCAAAAACAGCAUUUGUGCCCUGGAUUUCCCUCAUUGUGUGGUUCAUGAAAUGCCUGAACUCACAGCUGAAAGCCUGGAAGCUGGUGACAGUAAUCAGUUUUGCUGGCGUAAUCUCUUCUCCUGCAUCAACCUACUGAGGAUCCUAAACAAAAUUACCAAGUGGAAACACUCAAGAACUAUGAUGCUUGUGGUGUUCAAGUCUGCUCCUAUCCUCAAGAGGGCGCUCAAGGUUAAACAAGCCAUGAUGCAGCUCUACGUCCUCAAACUUCUUAAGAUACAAACCAAGUAUCUGGGCCGCCAAUGGAGAAAGAGUAACAUGAAAACCAUGUCUGCCAUCUACCAGAAAGUCAGACAUCGGCUCAAUGAUGACUGGGCGUAUGGAAAUGAUAUUGACGCUCGGCCGUGGGAUUUCCAGGCGGAGGAGUGUGCACUACGUGAGUGCAUCGAGAAAUUCAACACACGCCGUUACGAUAAGAAUCAGAACAGUGAUUUUACACCAGUAGACAACUGCCUCCAAAGCGUUUUAGGACAGCGUGUCGACCUGCCCGAAGACUUCCAUUACAGCUACGAGAUGUGGCUUGAAAGAGAGGUUUUCUCCCAACCUAUUCAGUGGGAAGGUCUGCUGCAAGCCCAGUGAUCCCGCUGUGAUUAUUACGGGACUUUUGCUUCUUAUUAAACUGACACAAUUACUGUGGGAUCACGCAGAUACUCAGCACUGAGGGUCUGACGUUUCUGUUCUGUAAUGAAUUCUUGUAAAUAGAGAUAUAUAUGUGUGUAAAUAUGGAAUGCGGUCUUCCUUAUUCUGUGUAAAAGCAUUUGAUGCUUUGGGUAUAAACACAAAUAUAUCUGUGUAUGUAUUGCAAGAAUGAUAUCUUCUCUAAUACCUGAAGCACACUUUAUGUAUAAUAACAGUAUUCUGACAUAUGUAGUAUUCUGAAAUGAUCAAGAUUUAUUUAUAUGGUCACUCACUAUGUCUAACUGUGAAAAUUUUUAAUAUUUAUGUAAAUAUGAACACUUCAUGAGGUUGUGAGGUACAACCUGAGGCAGGGUCUCUCUUAAAAAGUGGCAGUGUGGAGUUGAUGUGUUUAAAAUUAAUUAAUUAUUAUUAUUUUUUUCCUGUAGCAUGUUCUCAAGAAAGCAGUGAGUCACCACUUUUUGUCCCCAUGUAGCACUGCACAUCACACAAAAGACCCCUGAGCAGCACAAUACACAUAUUCAAAGUGUCCUUGGUGACUGCACCGUCACCCACACUAAGCAUGACGCUCACUAAAUGGUGCUGGUUUUUAACACUUCGUUUCAUCUCCUGGUUACAUGCGUCAUUCUCUUCUGAGAUUAGCACUGUAUGAAACGUAUGUGCUCUCUCCAUCAAAACAGUGUCACAGACAGCACCUCACUGUUUAUUCAUGUUUGUUUUACAGGGUUUAUCUUGCAAUAUCAUUUCUUAUUUUUUAUAUUCUCAUUGUUUUGUAUUAAACUAAGGUGCUGUGUAAAUGAAACUACCUAUGAUGAUCCAUGCCAAAUACAGCACCAUCACAUUUUUUAUAUGUACACUGAUUUGUUGUACUUGUACAGACUGCACUGUAAGUGAAUGCGGAAAAUUGACGUAAGAGUCUUUAAUAAAUUAUAAAGAGAAUUAAAUAACCAUAA